Molecule: messenger RNA, 837 nt
Organism: Linderina pennispora
Lineage: Eukaryota; Fungi; Kickxellomycota; Kickxellomycetes; Kickxellales; Kickxellaceae
Exons: 1
Coding region: 157-735 (192 amino acids)
Biological process (GO): establishment or maintenance of actin cytoskeleton polarity
Cellular component (GO): microtubule cytoskeleton; cell tip
Molecular function (GO): protein binding
Source: RefSeq, a predicted model, not a curated record
GCCUUUCCCGUACUUUACCUUCAUAAUCCUUCCUCGCCUCUUUCCCAAGCUCUAUUCUCCUCCCAUCCUUCCCUCCUUCCCUCCUUCCCUCCUCCCCUUUCGCAUUCACGCCCGUACCUUUUUAACAGCACCAACCUAGCCAUUGCACCUCUUGCUAUGAAUUUUCACGGCCUGGAAUUUGACGGGGUCCCCAUUGGCCAAGAUGUCGACGGGUCGGACGGCGAGUCCAUAAGCUCCCUUAUUGACGAAGACGUGGACUUUGACCACGUAUACGCGCUGUUCGAGUUCCCUGCCAUGGUCGAGGGCCAAGUAACAGUGCAUGACGGCGAGAAGCUGACACUGGUCGACGACUCCAACUCAUACUGGUGGCUGGUCUCGGUCGAGCGCAAUGGACAAGUGGGCUACAUCCCAGCCGAUAAUGUCGAGACGGCUCGCGAGAAGCUGGCGCGUGUCAACCGGCACAAGAACCUCAAGCUGUGCAUGGCAGACCCCGAGCAUAUUGUCAAAAGCAAAAUGAAGACGAUACCGCCGCUGAAUGCGCGCAAGGUGCAGUUCAACAACAAGCUUGUUACGCAGGUGUUUGUGGCGGACCCGCAGUCAGGCGACGAGUACGACGAGGAUGACUACAGCUAUGACGAGGAGAGCGACGAGGAGGUGGGCGAGCAGCGCGUCGACAUCAACGGGUCACGCAUAACGAUGAGAUACAGCAUGAUUGACCCUAGCAAGGGCGACUGACGUGCUGAGCGACGGCGGCAGCGAGUACGACUACUACUACUCGAGCGACUCGGGUAAUCCCGACCGCCACGUGCCCGACGGCCUGGACCCUGACCUUGACCU